UCCUUAGCACACGGUUUUGUUUACAACCACGUCACCAGGAAAUACAUCCCCGAAGUGUCAAAAUGCGGAGACAGGAAUCACAAGAUGCUCCUCUUUUUGGCGAAGAUGACGAUAACAUCAGGCCGAAAAUGUCAAAAAUCCGACAUCCGCUGGCUUCAUUCUUCCAUCUCUUCUUCCGAGCAAGUGCCAUCUUGGUCUACUUACUGAGUGACAUCGUCAGCGGGCGUUUCAUUGCCUGCAUGGUGACCAUCAUCCUCCUGCUGUCAUGUGACUUCUGGACCGUCAAGAAUGUAUCGGGCAGAUUGCUGGUGGGCCUUCGGUGGUGGAAUCAAGUGGAUGAAGAUGGAAAGAGCCACUGGGUGUUUGAGUCAAGGAAGACACACAGUCUGAACACGACAUCCAGUGCAGAGUCACGGAUCUUCUGGCUCGGACUCGUCGUGUGCCCCGUCUUCUGGGUUAUUUUUGUCUUCAGUACCAUCUUCACUUUCAAGAUUAAAUGGCUGGCUGUAGUCAUCAUGGGCCUGGUUUUACAAUCGGCUAACCUGUAUGGCUAUGUCAGAUGCAAGGUGGGUGGGGAGUCCAACCUGAAAAACAUGGCGAAGAACUACCUCAGUGUCCAGAUAUUUAAACAGGCCAUGAAGAAAACAGAGGAGCCUUGAAGUUAACGCUGGAUGGACACAUUAUGUUUAUUUGCUUCCUGUUGCUCUUUUCUGAGCGUAUAUGGGUUUUGUAAUGUAAAGGUUUGGGUAAAACUUUGUAUGUCCUGUUUCCUCAAAAUUCACUGACUUAAGAAUUCUGACUUUUCUAAUAACUCAAAUAAAAUACUAUGUAGUUGCUUUUGGGAAUACAUUUUAUACAGUUGUUUUGGCAAUGCAGGUAAUUGUAUUAUAUUUUCAUUGAUGUGAGGUGAUCUUGAAAUUAAAUGUGUAUGUGUAAUUAUGAUCAAACCCUUGCUGGUAAACUGAGUUCACCACAAGACUGUCACAGUUGCCAAUAGGCCAAUGCCAAUGUAUCUUACCCAGGAGUUAAAGAAGGUAAUGUUAAAAUGCCUGAUUCCUGAUGGGAUUUGUAUUAAGACAGUGCCCUAAAUUCAGGGCAGUUUUGUUGUAAAAAUGAAAGCAUUAAAUGUUUUUCAGAUGCAGCUUGAGUUUGAGCCGCUUCUGUGACAUUUAACAACACAGCCCUGCAGUCUGCAUAUGAAUGUACUCUAUACUGAUGUGAAGAGGGCAUUUGGAGAUAAUUUGGAGAAUAUAUGUGUUACCUUAUUGUGCCUACUGUUUAAACCUGGAUUGUGGACAUUAAAGUUAUACUACUGCUUUA
Dicentrarchus labrax (European seabass) is the source of this 1320-nucleotide messenger RNA. RefSeq lists its product as uncharacterized. The transcript has 7 exons. The record is from RefSeq and is a predicted model, not a curated record. Gene Ontology annotation, cellular component: Golgi membrane. Gene Ontology annotation, biological process: vesicle-mediated transport; protein secretion. The coding region runs from base 63 to 659 and encodes 198 amino acids. NCBI's taxonomy places the organism in Eukaryota, Metazoa, Chordata, Actinopteri, Moronidae.